GGGGCGGGGCACGGGCGGGGUAAGAUGGCGGCGGGGGGCGCGGCGGAUGCCCAGGCGCGCUUUGGCCACUCGGUGAAGGGGCUCCUGACCGAGAAGGUGACAAGCUGCGGCACCGACGUGAUCGCUCUCACUAAGCAGGUGCUGAAGGGCUCUCGUAGCGCCGAGCUGCUGGGUCAAGCUGCGAGAAACAUGGUGAUGCAAGAAGAUGCCAUCCUGCACUCGGAAGAUAGUUUAAGAAAAAUGGCCAUAAUAACUACUCAUCUACAGUACCAGCAAGAAGCAAUUCAAAAGAACGUGGAGCGCUCGUCAAACCUUCAGGACCAGCUGAGUCACUUGCUGAAAUGAAGGGGAGCCGAAAGCUUGAGGAACCUCAACCAGCACUGAGGGAGUGAAGUGUUCUCCCCCUUCCAGCUCCUGGGGCUCAGAACUAUGUCUGGAUGAUGCUGGAUGUCAGCUGGGAUAUGUGCAGAGUCUGUGCUUCUGGGCACGUGGCCCCCUCUCGUGUGCCUGCAUCCACACCUCUGCUCCAGAGUGCACACCUGCACCUGGCUGAAACAAACUUCCCUGAAACUUUGCUCUUCCCAAUAAUUCCUGUGUCUGCUUACUUCCCAUGUAGCGUGAAGUGCUCAGCCCACCCCAGCACCCUUGGCAAGAAAUGCAGAGUUGAGGCAUGGUGUUUAAAUGCAGGUGCCUGCAGUGUGCCACUGCUCUGUAUUUAGCCGCAGAGGUGGCACAGAGUGCAGUUUAUUUAGGGCAUUUUAAUCAGUGUGAGCUGCAAGUGCCUGGGCAGAGGAGAGGUGCUUCAGUGUAGGCUGAGGUGCCAGUCCCAGCACAGAAUUUCUGAGAUCAGGAAUCUAAGAACACACAUCUGCCAAUGGCCUAGCUGAAUGUGGUUUGGCCAUCAUCCUCCUCAGAGGUUAUCUUAUUUUCCUCUCUGCCAGAGUUUGGAACAUCAUCCCUUUGCCAGCCCACAUGUGCUGCAUUCAGCCUUCAACUGCAUUCCUUCUCCUGGGCUGCUGCUCCAGCUUUUGAUGAAGCAGCCUUGGCUGUGGUGUGUGUUUAUAUCUGGUUGGGAAGGUAUCCAAAGGCCCGUCUGGGAAGCAGGCAGGAGAGCAUCAGGAGCUGGUGUGCUCAGUUCUGCACUGCUCUGUUGAAGGCUAGUGAGCUGUUCACAUCCAGGACCAGCUAUAAAUACUGUGUCUUGUUUUUGGUAAGUCACUUAUCUGGAGCACUUGGAGUGCACGGGAAGCACUUGUUUCCCUGAGUGUGCUUUUCACCAGCUGAUAGGAGCAGGCAGGCUGAGAGCCGACACGGGCCUGCCACAUUCCUGUUGGAAUGCUGUUGGAGACUGGCUCCUGUGCUGCAGAGCCUUCUCAGACUAGAUUUCACCAUCCCUGCCAGUAUUUUUGCCUUGGGUGACAUUCUGACCUCAGCUUUGCAGGUGGACUUUGGGAAUGAGAGUUUUCCCUGUGAUUUUCUUGCUGGGAAUAAAAGCUGUCCUGAACACCACCAAA
Messenger RNA from Onychostruthus taczanowskii (white-rumped snowfinch), 1514 nucleotides. It is a transcript of the gene BORCS7, whose product is annotated as BLOC-1 related complex subunit 7. Gene Ontology annotation, cellular component: BORC complex. NCBI's taxonomy places the organism in Eukaryota, Metazoa, Chordata, Aves, Passeriformes, Passeridae. The record is from RefSeq and is a predicted model, not a curated record. Bases 25 to 345 code for a protein of 106 amino acids. The transcript is spliced from 5 exons.